Messenger RNA from Melanotaenia boesemani (Boeseman's rainbowfish), 1206 nucleotides. It is a transcript of the gene mal2, whose product is annotated as mal, T cell differentiation protein 2. The transcript is spliced from 4 exons. Gene Ontology annotation, biological process: myelination. Bases 133 to 693 code for a protein of 186 amino acids. The record is from RefSeq and is a predicted model, not a curated record. Gene Ontology annotation, cellular component: membrane. Lineage: Eukaryota; Metazoa; Chordata; Actinopteri; Atheriniformes; Melanotaeniidae. Gene Ontology annotation, molecular function: structural constituent of myelin sheath.
CUGCUGCACCUGUCCGACCUGUUUGAGGACACAUGACUCCGGAGGAAUUUCUCCCGCUGCUCCCGUCCAUUGUCCAGAAGGAGACGAGAGGGUGAGAAGCAAAGAAGAGGAGGUGACGGACCGAAGAAAGUCAUGUCGGAACCAGACGCUAAUCCCGCCGCCACCUCGUUCCCAGCGACAACUAUUUCUUUACCUUUGGGACCGGAGGUGUUGAGGACUUAUUCUGGAGCACUUGUCUGCUUAGAAAUAUUAUUUGGUGGUUUCGUAUGGAUCCUGGUGGCAUCCUCCAACGUGCCUGUCCCCCUGCUUCAGGGCUGGGUAAUGUUUGUGUCGGUCACCACCUUCCUCCUCUCCUGUUCCUACCUCGCUCUCCUCAUCACUGGUUUGGCUGACCGCAUCAACACAGACUGGAACUUCUUGGAUGUGGUUUACCAUUUCGUAGCUUUGCUGUUCUACUUUGCUGCCUUUGUGUUGGAGGCAGCAACCACAGCAGCAAAUGGAGGAGCUCACAUCACAGGGCUACCAAACAGCACUGAGUCUGUCCUGUGUAUAACCUACCCUCGGGGCAAUAUAUUCACAGUCCUGAAUUACAGGGAAUACAGUAUUAAUGUGGUGGCCACGAUAUUUGCUUUUGUGGUGACACUUUGCUACGGCUGCAGUUUGGUGAUGGGAUUCAAGAGGUGGAGGAUGUAACCAGGAAAAUGAACAUGAACUCAUUUUACAGUCGGUUCGUGACUUUAACAUGCAGACGACUCCAUCCGAUGAUUCGGAAAGUUCUGUAAGGAGACUGUUGUUGAGGGAGCGAUCAUUACAUCACAAAUACAGAACAGAAUUUUAGACCUUGCUAUAACAUCUGCAACAUUUCUGAAUCAGAAGAAAGAGUAAAAAAAAACAUCUGGUAUGAUUUCAGGGCAGUAAUAUUGUGAUACGAAUAUUUCCUCUUAACCCACACACCCCUCCCUUUCCUGGGUCCCGGCUUCACUGACAGACUUUACCAUUGAAAUAUGAGAAUUAGGAGCAGUUACCUGUGGUGCUGAGGAGCUGUUAACGUCCUCUAGCUUUAACAUGACUGGAAGUCAGUUGGGCAUUUGAAUUUCUUGUCAGAAUAUUUCAAUAUGUUUGAUGACUUAACUGUUUUUCACAGUAUUAUAGUUCUUGUAUACUUUCAGUCAAUAUGUGCUAUGCAUUACUGUCUGCUGCCAGUCU